UAAUGUUUAUUUAUUUUGUAGAAAGAGAAAGAGAGAGAUCAUGAGCGAGGAAGGUGCAGAGAAGGGGAUAGAGGAUCUGAAGCAGGCUCUGCUCUGACAGCAGAGAGCCUAAUGCAGGUCUUGAACUCUCGAACCAUGGGAUCAUGACCUGAGCAGAAGUUACCUGCUCAACCGACUGAGCCAGCCAGGCAACCAAAUCAGUUGUAUUGUUGGUGAACUUUGGGGCUGCUGUUAGUGCUUGCUAUUAUGAACAGUGCUAUGAACAUUCUUGUACAUAUAUCCUGAUAUACCUGGACAAGAGUUGCUCUUGGAGUGGAAUUUCUAGGUCAUAGUGCAGAAACAUGUCUCUGUUACCAAGGUAAUUGCAAAUCAUUUUUCCAACAUGGAUGUUCCAAUUUACGCUCCCAUCAUCACUGUUUUGUGGUACUGUAUCCUUGCCAGCCCUCAAUAUGGUCCAACUUCCUAAUUUUUACUAGUCUGGUAGAUGUAAAUGACAUUUUCUUGUAGUUUUAAUUUGUUUACAGGAUUGCUGAAGAGGCUAAGAGUAUUUUCAUAUGUUUAUUGGCCAUUUGUCUUUUCUCUCCUUGAAGUACCUGCAAUGGGCUCUCUGUUGAAGGGUAAGGGCACAGGCUUCAGAGCCCGGCCCUCAAGGACCAAUGUCCCAGCCUAGAGUUCAGUUUCGAAGGUACAGUGAUGAUUGAGUAGAGGACCUCCUAGGUACCUGCAUCCCAUCUUACUCAGUGACCCUCUCUCAAAACUACUGUCAGAUGGUCUCAGAUAAGACCAACUCCACGCAGCCUAGUUAAGCAGCAAAGAUGUUGGAGCUCAGGAUCCCAGCAUGUGUCCUGACCGACGAUCCAGUGGAGAAAAUGGGCUACCUUCCUGCCCCAUUGCCAACGCUGUGCUACAAGCUGCUCACACCAAAGAUGGUACCUAGAACUCUCCACGGGUGGGGGGCGGGUGCGCUUCGUGGGGUUCAGUGGUUAAGCCUCAGACUGUCAGACUUGGGCUCAUCGAGAUCUCCGUUUGUGAGUUCUGGCCGCUGGAGGAGCUCUACGCUGGUGGUGUGGUGGUGCGGAGACUGCUUGGGAUUCUCGAUCAUUCUCUCUCUGCCCCUCCCCCACUUGCAUGCACUGUCUCAAAAUAAAAAACUUAAAAAAAAAAAACAAAAAACUCCACCGUAGCCUCCAGAAUCGCACAAGUUCCUUCCGUUAUUAGUUCAUCCUCUGUUAAUUACCACGUGAGGUCUCAUUCAUUGGAUCAACAAGUACUGAGCACCAGACAAAAACAGGAAAAGACAAUCAGGCCCGCCCUCAGCCCCGGGGGAGGGGGGUGGGAGAAGCGGACCAUCGGCCCACAAGGGGCUGUGCACGGGUCACCCUCAGCCUCCGCAUAGGCUCCACCCCAUCGGUGCCCCCAGCUUCCUCCUGGAGGUGAAGUGUAGAACUCCCUGUCCAGGUCGCCUUCCCGAGAAGCGCGUCACGUGACCGCGUCGGGCGCAGGGGGCGGGGCCGAACGGCCAGGCGCUGCCGGGUCGCCUAGCAACGGCGCCACGCAGAGCCAUGCAGGCCCGAGGCAGCAGAGAGCAGGAGGCCAGGGAUUAUUUGGAAAAACAUCGGAUUAUGGAGUUGCUGAACUAUCUCACCAGCACCCUGCUCUUUUUCCGGCCAGAAAAACCAAGAGAGUAUUUAAUAUCUGUAUUGGAACGACUGAGAAUUGCCAAAAUGACAGGCUUGGCUUUUCCUUUCUUUAUGGAUCAUUCUAACAUUGUGUCUAUGUUUGAAAUGAUGGACACUUCGAAUAAAGGCACCAUAUCGUUCGUGCAGUACAGAGAAGCCUUAAAAACCCUGGGUCUGUUGACUGCAGAUGAAGUUUUAAAAGAUGAUGGACAUGCAGUAACUCUGGAUAAAUUCAGACGUGAAGUGAACAAGAGGAUGGAGGAAAUAUGGGCAGCGUUUUAAUAAUGCCAUCAGUCCAAGAUAAUAAAUGAUUCCAUAAAGUU
Molecule: messenger RNA, 2002 nt
Organism: Leopardus geoffroyi (Geoffroy's cat)
Lineage: Eukaryota; Metazoa; Chordata; Mammalia; Carnivora; Felidae
Gene: EFCAB10
Product: EF-hand calcium binding domain 10
Exons: 4
Coding region: 1563-1961 (132 amino acids)
Molecular function (GO): calcium ion binding
Source: RefSeq, a predicted model, not a curated record